ACUUUCUUAAUUUUGUAGUGAGUUAACCAAAAUCCCAAGCAGUUUGUUCCAACAAACUAGUAUCAGAGCUACAGCGGUGGUUAGUGUUUGAAAAAUUGGUUUAAUCAUGAUGGCAUCUGGAGCCAAGUAUGAGAUUGAGAAAUUUAAUGUUGGCAAAAUUUUCAGCUUAUGGAGGUUGAAGAUGCAGGCCAUGCUAAUACAACAGGGUCUGUGGAAAGCACUAGAAAAGGAAAGCAGGUUACCGGAAACUCUACUAGAGGAAGAGAAGAUAGACUUGAAGGAGCAGGCACUAAAUGCAAUUCAGCUCUCACUUUCUGAUGAAGUCUUAGGGGAGGUUGCAGAAGAAAAUUCAGCUUCUGCAUUAUGGUCGAAGUUGGAAGCCCUUUACUUAACCAAAUCAGUCACUAACCGAUUGUAUCUAAAGAAACGGUUGUUCACCCUUAGUAUGAAUAAAGGUGGUUCCAUCAAAGACCAUCUUGAUGAAGAUCAACUCUCUAUGGAAGAUGUCAAGGUGGCCCUGAAUUCAAGAGAAUUGAAGAAGAAGGUGUUCAGAGACAAGAGUGGUGAUCAAGCAGUAGGAUUGGUCAUAAACGAUAGACAAAAUAAUAGAACUUUCAGCAAGCGAGGAAAGUCUCGAUCCAAAUCAAGAGCCAAGCAUGCUCGAUGUUACGAGUGUAAUGAGACGAGACAUUUCAAGAAAAAUUGUCCCAAGCUCAAGAAGAAGAAAGUUGAAAAAUCCGGUGAUGCCAACAUUGCCAGUUGCAGUGAUCAUUUAGAUGAUGAAGAUUGUGUUCUAUCUAUCUCUACAAACUCCUCUGGUGAGGCAUGGAUUUUAGAUUUGGGUUGUUCAUUCCAUGUAUGCCCACGACGUGACUGGUUUGAAACAUAUAAACCAGCCACUAGCAUGGUGGUUCUUGGUGAUGAUAUAGCAUUGCCUAUUGUUGGAAUUGGCAACAUCUGGAUCAAGAUGUAUGAUGGGAUGGUCAGAACAUUCGAGGUUCGUCAUGUGCUAGGAAGCACAGUCAAUGGCACAUGUGCUGUGUCAACUUCAAGCAGUCUAGAUAAAGAUGUAACUCGGUUAUGGCAUAUGCAACUUGGGCAUAUGAGUGAAAGAGGGAUGAUGGAGUUAAGCACAAUUGAUUACAUUCACUCAGACUUGUGGGGUCCCUUGCCUGUUGCAUCAAAAGGUGGAGCUGUGUAUAUGUUGACCUUCAUCAAUGAUUAUUCAAGAAAGGUGUGGAUAUACACCUUAAAGAGUAAGAGUGACGUGUACCUCACCUUUAAGCAAUGGAAGACGCUAAUUAAGAAGCAGAAUGGAAAACAAAUCAAGCGUCUAAAAACAGAUAAUGGUCUUAAGUACUACAGUGAAAGGAUGAAUCGUACACUCUUGGAAAGGGCACGGUGUAUGCUCUCAAAUGCUAGAUUAUCAAAGGACUUUUGGGCAGAAGCUGUCAAUCAUGCUAGCUAUCUUGUAAAUCGGUCUCCAUCCACAGCAAUUAGAUUAAAGACUCCAGAAGAAUUAUGGUUAGGUUCUCCUGCUGAUUAUUCACAGUUAAGGAUAUUUGGUUGUCCUGUGUAUGCUCAUGUUAGGGAUGGUAAACUUGAGCCAAGGGCAGUGAAGUGUGUAUUUCUAGGGUACGCUUCCGGGGUAAAAGGCUAUAAACUAUGGUGUGUUCAAAAGUCACCUCAGUUCCUCAUGAGCAUAGAUGUAACCUUUGAUGAGUCUGCUAUGCUCCAAAAAGCAAAAGAGGAGUCAACAAUUGCAAAGCCAGACCAUGGAGUUAGCAAGCAGGUGAAGUUUGAAGCAACAACUCCAAAAAAGGCAGUGCGAGAUGACAACAUUGUCCAAGAGAAUUUAGAUGUGGUGCAAGAUCCAGAGCUAACAGAUACUCCAAUGGAGGUGGAGGCACCUGAACAAACACAACAGCAGUAUAAUAUUGCUAUUGAACCAGUGGAGACUGAGGAUCCCAACACUUACUGGGAAGCAAUUACCAAUAAAGAAUCUCCUUAUUGGCUUACUACCAUGACAGAGGAGAUUGAGUCUCUAUAUAAGAACCAGACAUGGAAGCUUGUGAAGCCACCAAAGGGACAAAGAAUUGUUGGAUGCAAAUGGGUCUUCAGGAGAAAAGAAGGAAUCCCAAAGGUAGAGACACCCAGAUUCAAGGCCAGAUUGGUUGCGAAGGGUUUCACACAACGAGAAUGUAUUGAUUUCCAUGAGGUAUCCUCUCCUAUGGUGAAACACAGCUCUAUCCGUGUUUUACUUGCCAUGGUUACUUUAUAUGAUCUUGAGUUGGAGCAACUUGAUGUGAAGAUUGCUUUCUUGCAUGGUGAGUUGGAGGAACGAAUUUCUAUGUCUCAGCCAAAAGGAUUCACUCGGAGCAACUAUGAUAGUUGUGUCUAUCAUAAAAAGCUUGGAGAUGGUUCUUGGAUUUACUUGUUGUUGCAUGUUGAUAACAAGCUUAUUGUUGCCAAAAGCAUGUUAAUCAUUGAUGAUUUGAAGAAGCAACUUAGUGGUAAGUUUGAGAUGAAAGACUUGGGUGCAGCUAAGAAGAUCUUAGGAAUGGACAUUCACAGGGACCGCAAGGGAGGUAAAUUGUUUCUCUCUCAAAAGAAGUACAUUGAAAAGGUACUUGAGUGGUUUGGCUUACAUGAAGCUAAGGCUGUGACUACUCCUUUGGGAGCACAUUUUAAGCUUUCAUCAAAUUUAUCACCAGAAACGGAGGAGAAGAAGAAGUUUAUGGCACGUAUUCCUUAUGCAAGUGUUGUUGGGAGCUUAAUGUAUGCUAUGGAGGCUGUGAAGUGGAUCCUCCGAUAUUUACGAGGCACAACAUAUGUUGGACUAGUCUAUGAUUGGAGUGCUAAUUCGAGUGGAAAUGUAGUCAGAUUUGUCAACUCUGAUUUUGCUGGCGAUUUGCACAAAAGGAAAUCAACUACAGGAUAUGUCUUUACUCUCUCAGGGUGUGCCAUUAGUUGGAAAGCUACAUUGCAAUCAAUAGUCGCCUUGUCAACAACUGAGGUAGAGUACAUGGCAAUUACUGAGGCAGUAAAGGAAGCAUUAUGGCUAAAGGGUUUGGUCAAUGAUCUCGGGGUAGAACAAAAUGAGAUGAUGGUGUUUUGUGAUAGUCAAAGUGCCACUCACUUGACGAAGAACACCAUGUACCACGAGAGAACCAAACAUAUUCAAGUUCAGUAUCACUUUGUCUGGGAGGUUAUAUCCAAUGGAGAUGUGUACGUUGAAAAGAUAUCAACUGACGAGAGUCCUACAAAUAUGAUGACAAAGCCGGUAAGUGGAAUCAAGUUCAAGCAUUGCUUGGAUUUGAUUAGUGUCCAAAGUGCUUAAUGCCCCUCGGGGCAUAUUGGCACCAAGGGAAUGAAACUAUUGGUCCUAAAUCUUAUUUUUUGAAUGCUCACCAAGGUGGAGAUUGUUGCUGCAUGUGGGUUCUACAUGGUGGUUGAAAAAAGCAUGCAAAUUUUC
This is a messenger RNA of Rubroshorea leprosula, 3475 nucleotides long. The record is from the annotation of a GenBank genome assembly. NCBI's taxonomy places the organism in Eukaryota, Viridiplantae, Streptophyta, Magnoliopsida, Malvales, Dipterocarpaceae.